Messenger RNA from Brassica napus (rape), 788 nucleotides. Its product is annotated as CASP-like protein 5A2. The transcript has 4 exons. The record is from RefSeq and is a predicted model, not a curated record. The coding region runs from base 1 to 582 and encodes 193 amino acids. Gene Ontology annotation, cellular component: plasma membrane. Lineage: Eukaryota; Viridiplantae; Streptophyta; Magnoliopsida; Brassicales; Brassicaceae.
AUGGCAGCGAACUCGAGCAGCAUCUCAGUGAUCAACCACAUGCCUCACUCAUCGCUCCGAUCCGUUUCCGUUCCCCUUUCACAUAGAAAGUUACCGACUUUUCGAGCUUUCUCCAGUACAACAAUGGCAGAUGCUAAAGAUGCUGGAAUGGAUGAUGUUCAGAGACGCCUCAUUUAUUUGGUGGGUAACUUAGUUUCUCUCGCAACGAAAGAUGGCUUAUUACUGUUUUUUAUUGGACUGUAUAUCAUCAGCUAUCUAGUUGCAGCCACUGGCCUGCAGAGCUUGUGGAGUCUUGCACUAGCCACAGUUGAUGUCUAUGCCAUUUUGGUCAAACGUUCCCUACAGAACCGUCGACUCGUUAGCUUGUUUGCAAUUGGUGAUGGGGUGACAUCGACGAUGACUUUUGCAGCGGCGUUUGCAACGGCAGGGAUAACGGUUCUGAUAGACAACGAUCUGAACAGCUGCUCGGCAAACCAUUGUGUUCAGUUUGAAACAUCAACAGCAUUAGCCUUGAUUAGCUGGUUUGCUGCUCUCCCUUCUUUUCUCUUCAACUUUUGGUCUCUCGCUUCAUCAUCCCGUUGAAAAUAAAAGAAAAGACAAAGACUGAACACGAGAUCCGUUUCCACCCGUGUACAUAUAGUGACCGUUUUUUUCUUCUUUCUUAUUUGGGUUUGUAUUUAACUUUCCUCAAAACUCAGUACCUGGAAACUCUUGUUCUUUUUGUUGUUGUAACACUGACAAAGAAACUUACUACGCAAAUGGUUGCAGUCUUGAACAACCUUGUCAUA